Marchantia polymorpha subsp. ruderalis is the source of this 4879-nucleotide messenger RNA. The record is from the annotation of a GenBank genome assembly. NCBI's taxonomy places the organism in Eukaryota, Viridiplantae, Streptophyta, Marchantiopsida, Marchantiales, Marchantiaceae.
AGAGAGAGAGAGAGAGGGGGAGGGAGAGGAAGGGUGCUUGAGGCGAAGGCAAAGGAAGGAAGGAAGGAAGGAAGGAAGGAAGAAGGGAAGGAAGGGAGCGAAGCUUGGCCUCAGGCUUAGCCUUGGCCUUUAUCCUAAAGCUGAACCGACGGGUCGCUUAUCGUGGGCCGGUGAGGUUUCGUCCAGGAUUGUCUGUGAGAGAGGGGUCGGAGGAGUGGGAGGGGCUGCCUGGAUCGCUGUACAGCACCCGCAGCUGCGCUUAGAUUAGAGUAGAGCGAGCGAGAUCGCGAGCGGGGCCAGGAGGGUGUGGAAGCACGACUUAGUUUUCUGUGAUUGAUUCCAGAGAGGGGAGUGAGGAGAUGGGAUCACAUCUCCUCCGAUGAUGUGAUUCUCUGGUACGGGGAGCUAUCGCUCGCCCGCUCGCUCACGUAGAGCGUGUGCCAGUUGUGUCCCGAGUUGCUGCUGAGUCCUGACUUUCUCCCCUCUUAUAUGUCCUCGCUUUUCAGCCUCACGCCGGCUCGAUUCCCACGUUUCGGUUUGGAACUUACCAGGACCUGAGGAGCAUCGGGCGUUUUUUGUUUAAUUGAUAGUCGUAGGCAGAGAGGGCCGUGAAUCCGCGUACUAGUGCAGUCCGACUCCGGCUCGAGGGAGGUCGCCGAUCGAGCGCUGAUCGGAGCUCGGACGGAGCCGCGGACCGCAAUUCGGAUCAGAGACAGAGAGCGAGGAAUUUUUUGCUCGGGGGAGGCCGACGACGAGAUGAGAGGACGUGGAGGAGGAGCUGACGACAUCGCGCGCGCGUGUCCGCUGGCCGGAAAGCACGACUAAAUGUCUGUGGACGGUGCGAGCUCUAGAGACGACGUAGAAGACCGCGUGCGCGUGCCGAAUUCCGAAUGGGAUUGCCUGGCUGAUGGUUUGCACGGAUCAGCAGCUGCGAGCCCGACCCCGACGACGGCGACCGGGACCUGGAUCCGACAGGCAGUUUUCGAUACCCGUGGCAAUUGGUUUGGAUGCAAAUUGCGCUCUCAAGGACAAAUCUAAGAUUGGAGACGAGCCGCUGCGCUCCUCGAGUCCAUCGGUGGAUGGGACGGGAAUUCUCACCCUUUGUUCGUACAUCACUCGUGGCAGCGUCUCCAUCCAAGCCCGUGCUGCGUGAUCUGGAAGCGGCUGCUGUCUCCAUGCCAGUGGGUGACAGAUAGCUAGCCUGGGCCCGCUCCGAUUUAACUUCACAUCUGGUAGCAUAAAGUAUCGUGCAGAUGACCUGAGCACAGGACCAGUCGCGGCGCAGUGCUCAGAUCCCCUGUAAAUGUCACAUGAACGGGAUGGCGAUGGGCAUGGUCAUGGCGGAAUUGUAAAUACAGUCCAGUGAUUUGGAGCACGUAGUCAGGAAAGUUCCCCUGGAAAAUUCUUCGACCCCCCCGUUGUGUAACUGGAUAUUAUCAUCUCAACGAGCUGUGCCGUCGGCACAGUGGAUAGUGGGGAGCCCCUAGAGAUGGCUCCUCAACGGGGCGGAGGCUCCCCCAUGGAGUCUCAGCAUCCGUUAUUAGCAGGUGGGCGGGAUUUCACGCAAGUGUUGCUCAGCCCUCGCAUUGCAGGGACGAACAGUCCAAUGAAUCGACGAUCUCUGUCAUCGAAGCGGAUGCAGUCCCCUGCCGAAGAGUUAUGGGCCAGAGGGUUCUUCGGAGACGAGGACGGAGGCCAGCAUCACCAUCCCGACGGCAAGAGGCAUAAUCUCAUCGAGCACAUUCUUCAAAGUAUUCUAGGCGAGUGUUUAUUUCGACGGUCCUUAGGCAUAGUCAGCUCAUUCAACUUGAAAAGGGGCAUCCGCCAAUCUGCCUUCCUCUUCUUCGGCCUUCUUAUGAUCACGUUUUUGCUGGUGAAAAUCUCGUCAGUCGGAUGGUUGGGCCUCGAUAUUGUCCGAGGACCCAUUCCUUACGGUUCCAAGACCAUGCCCGAUCGCCUUUUCGUGAGACCGGCAGACACUCUCGGGACAUCUGAGGCCGUGGUUGAGCAAGAUUAUAAGGUUGAAACACCGCAAAUUGACAAAAGAUCUAUCCUGCAAAAUGUGGCUGUUAAAAAUUCGGCAAGUCAACUGAAUUACGUAAAACCUGGGAGCGGCAUGCUGUGGGCGAAACCUGACAGUGAAAAAUAUGAGCAAUGCAUCAGCCGGGGGAAGAAUUACAAAAAACCGAGUGACGCCACGAAUGGGUAUAUCAUGGUGAACGCGAAUGGUGGAUUGAAUCAAAUGCGUUCUGGGAUAUGUGAUAUGGUGGCUGUCGCAAGGCUCAUGAAUGCUACCUUGAUUGUUCCAUCACUCGAUCACAGCUCGUUCUGGGCAGACCCAAGUGAAUUCAAAGAUAUCUUCGAUGUAAACCACUUCAUCGAGUCAUUGAGAGAUGACGUUCAGAUCCUGGAGGCCCUUCCUCCUGCGGUUGCAGGCCUUACUCCUUUGAAGAAAGCUCCCGUGUCAUGGUCCAAGGGUUCGUAUUUCGAGAAGGACCUUUUACCGUUGUUGAAACAACACAAGGUUUUGUACUUCACACACGCGGACUCACGGCUAGCAAACAACGGAAUACCUGAUUACAUCCAACAGCUGCGUUGCCGGGUCAACUAUCAGGCUUUACAGUAUGCCAAGCCUAUUCAGUUACUCGGAGAGAAACUUGUCGCAAGAAUGCAGCAGGACAGCCCAUACAUCGCAUUGCAUCUCAGGUAUGAAAAGGACAUGUUGGCUUUUACCGGAUGCACCCAUGGGCUCUCCGCAGCUGAGGCCCAAGUACUUUACGAGAUGCGUCAAAAUGUGAAGCACUGGAAAGAAAAGGAGAUUGAUGGCGAGGAAAGACGUAAACAAGGUGGCUGUCCGUCGACACCUCAUGAAACAGCUCUUCUUCUGAAAGCUCUCGGGUACCCUGCGUCAACAAAGAUCUACAUCGUAGCUGGAGAGAUUUAUGGUGCCCACAGCAUGGACUCUUUGAAGGAGUCGUAUCCCCACAUUUAUUCUCAUGCAACUCUAGCUACCGAGGAAGAAUUAGAUACUCUUAAGGGAUAUCAAAAUAGGCUUGCAGCUCUGGAUUACAUCUUGGCUCUUGAGAGUGAUGUAUUUAUAUAUACGUACGAUGGAAAUAUGGCCAAGGCCGUACAAGGCCAUCGACGCUUUGAAGGCUAUCAGAAAACUAUCAAUCCUGACAGGGAGAAUCUCGUGAGGCUCGUCGACGACUACGAAUCGGGUGCCAUUUCUUGGGAGACAUUUGAAACAGACGUGAGAAAGCUUCACGAGAACCGAACAGGGGCUCCUUACCUGAGAGAACCCGGAGAUUCACCGAAAACGGAGGAAAACUUCUACGCUAACCCUUACCCGGGUUGCAUUUGUGAAAACAAGCAAGCAAAUGCUCGCAAACUACUGAAGGGUAUAUGACGCGCUCGAAGCUCUCUGCGAACAGUCUACGCCAGUACCCCUUGACUAUCUUGUGCUUGACGCCCGAAACUCAGCCGAGACGGAGACGCAAGCAAGGGCGUCUACCUCACUCAUUGUAAGAGCUCAAGUUGGAAGUAAUAAUAGCUGGUUCUGAGCCCUUUUCGUUCGAUUCCCAAUCUGGACAUGCGUAGUUGCAAGACUCCAGCAGGCACAGGUGGAGCUCCCAUUCUGCGGACGCAGCAAGCAAGCAAGCAUCUGGGAGCCCCGAAUUCUUGCCAUCAACAGACUAGCGAAAGAAUUGUUGUGUACUCGUAUAUCAGUCCCUGCCAACGCCUUUGAUGAACCUUAGACCCCGUGCCCCUGCCUGCAUGCACGCCGUAAGUAUCAGGGCAGGAUGGGUUUAGGUGGUGUGCAGAGUACAAGAUUGGAAAGAGGGAGGCCCUUUCAUGCCCAGCUCAUGAGAGAGCUUGCCGCGCUGAUAUCCGUGCGAUUUUUUCAGGAUUAGAUUCCCUGAGACCCAGAGGACGAGACAGUCGCACAGAGAGAAGAAGAAGAAGAAGAAGAGAGAGAGAGAGAGAAAGAGAGAGAGAGAGAGAGAGUAGUUAUAUUGCGUGUUAGCCUUUGACCACAGGGCCUGCGUCUCGCUACGAUUCGUAAGUCAUCCGCACUGCGGUGUGUCACCUCUCCACCUCUUGUGGCUGGCUGGGGCUCCAAGCGGCGGUAGCAGCAGCCCAUGCCAGCCACCGCGGGUGAUUUUUUCUAGAGCUUAGAUGUAGGUCAAGAAUUUGGUUUGCGAGGCCCCUCGUGGGGAUGUUCUAUAGCAUGGAGAUGCUGAGAGGGAAAGCUUGGUAUAGGGACGACGAGUAUACUUGUGCAGAGAGGACAGCGACAGCGAAGGCACUCCUCUUAGGAUCUUGCGUGUGCAGGAAGGAAGGAAGGCAGGCAGGCAGGCGGUGGGCACAAGUCCGAGUCCCACAGUUUUUUUUCCCUUGUUGACGACGAGAGCCAUACUCCGCGUAUGGUGCGUAGAAAAAUUCUAAAGCUGGCCAGUUCGACAUACCGACAACCGCAGGCACACUCCACCUCCUCGGAAUUUUUAGAGAGAAAAGUCCCGUACGGGGCACAGCUCUGAGCGGCCCACCACCGCAAGAGCGAAAUUGGAACGUGUAGUUACGUGUUGCACUGUAAAUUGCAGCCUGUAGUUGCAGAUCCCUUUAGGUAGUUUUUUAAGUCUUAAUUUACAGCCAGUUCAGUUAAUAAAGCACACAUCAUCACCUAGAGUUGAUCCUUCAGGCCCAGUGAUGUUCGCCCGUUCGUCGUGUCUGUUUCUCUCGAAUCCGGUUCUCCGGGUCGGAAAAUUCUGUCGAGCGCACGGAUCAUGGCUAAUGUCAUACCUUCGUGCGUCUAUUCUUUGUUCCAAAGUUCCUUCAGCGUGACUGUACAUUGAAAUAAAGAGGUUUGAUAGUUGAC